AUGAUGAAGGCCCUGCCAUCAGCUCUGCUUGCUGUCACGCUACAGUGCUCUGCGAGUGGCGCGCCGCCAGCGGAGGAGUGCCAAGAUGCAGAGAGGGCAGGAUUCUCCAUGCUGCAAGCACAUCUCGUCUCCAGGGACCGACACCUGGCCUCUGGUCCAUAUCACUGGGCCUCAGGACGUGGGAACUUUCCCAACUAUACAGUCUCUACAACUUCGGGUCCUUUCAACUUGUCGGACUCGCUGGCCUGGGAGUGGCAUCACCCAUUGGGAAGGUUCGCAACGCUGACGUACGGCACGGCUAUCGAUGAUGACAGCAAUAUCUAUCUUUCAGCUGCCGACGGCGUCAGAAAGUUUGAUUCAAGUGGCACGCUGCUAUGGGAAUUUCCAACGCUCCCUAAGGAGGUGAUGAAUGCCCCGUUCCUCUACGAUGGAAUGGUGUAUGCCAGUGACACCCACGGAUUUGUAUUUGCGUUGGACAUGCAGACAGGCAAGCAAGUAUGGAACACGCAGAUCGCGGACAAGACUGGUCAAGACAAUGGUUUCAACAUGGUCCACGACGGAGUUGCACUGGCAGCAUGCGAUUGGCGUCUCCCUACCAACUUUGAUUCGGGCGCGAACCAGAAAGUCAAGGGCUUGAAUGCCAGCACCGGAGAAGAGCUGUGGAGCUUUGAGCCAGACGUGCCGGUCUGGAACUUUUUGCCACUCCUUGUGGAAGGUGGCUCCUUCGUCUUUCAGGACAUGACGGGCAAAGCUUAUCGCGUGCUCUUGAAGACUGGGGAGCUGGUCUGGAAGGCUGGCGGCGUUGAGUCCACCUGGACUGAUGGCGGCGCGGCACUGGGCCCGAACGGCCUGGUCUACACGGUAGCGAACAACCAUCCCAUGCCGCUCAACUGGAUCCCCGAACACGCCCCUGGAACGUUGAGCGCCUUCAACGUCAGCGAUGGGCGGCUGGUUUGGAAGAUUACAACCCCACGGCCCCCGAACAGUGCGCCGGCCGUCGGCUACGUCAAGAACUUCCCUGGCCUGUCGAUAGUUAUGCCUGUGUGCCAGCAGAUACGAAUUGGAGCCACCUGCGAUGUGGAAGUUUACGAUGCAGAAACCGGUGGCCUCCGAUGGACAUUCCACGGACCGAUGCAAACAGGCCUCCUCCAGGCCGGUGAUGCCGAAGGAAUAGCCUUCCGGAGCAAACGCGGCAUUCGGCCGUAUUGCAUGCCGCUGGGUUGA
Messenger RNA from Symbiodinium sp. CCMP2592, 1224 nucleotides. The record is from the annotation of a GenBank genome assembly. NCBI's taxonomy places the organism in Eukaryota, Dinophyceae, Suessiales, Symbiodiniaceae.